Messenger RNA from Melitaea cinxia (Glanville fritillary), 1775 nucleotides. RefSeq names its product vacuolar protein sorting-associated protein 26B (gene Vps26). Lineage: Eukaryota; Metazoa; Arthropoda; Insecta; Lepidoptera; Nymphalidae. Gene Ontology annotation, cellular component: endosome; retromer complex. The coding region runs from base 201 to 1646 and encodes 481 amino acids. Gene Ontology annotation, biological process: retrograde transport, endosome to Golgi; intracellular protein transport. The record is from RefSeq and is a predicted model, not a curated record. The transcript has a single exon.
UUAUUAUUUUAUUUACAAUCCUUACCGCCAACAACCGACAUAAUUGUAGUCGCCAUCUUUGCUUCAAUCUUUCAGUCGCCUCCAGAUUUGCGGGCGUUUCAUCGCCGAUUUUCAAUGUUUUGCUCAAAAAAGUCUCUAUUUUUUCUUUUGAAAGCAACGUAAAAAGUUUUUAGUGUCUUGCGUAAUAGUUAAAUGUGAAAAUGAGCUUUUUCGGGUUUGGACAAACUGCGGAUAUCGAAAUUGUGUUCGAUGAUGCUGACAAACGUAAGGUUGCCGAAGUUAAAACGGACGAUGGGAAAAAGGAAAAAUUGUUAUUAUAUUACGACGGUGAAACUGUGUCGGGGAGAGUGAACGUAACUCUCCGGAAACCCGGGUCAAAAUUGGAACAUCAAGGAAUCAAAGUCGAGCUUAUCGGUCAGAUCGAAUUAUUCUACGACAGAGGCAAUCAUCAUGAGUUUAUAUCGUUAGUCAAAGAACUGGCCCGUCCUGGGGACUUGCUACAGCACACGUCUUAUCCAUUCGAAUUCGCCAACGUCGAGAAACCGUACGAAGUUUACACAGGGGCUAACGUGAGGCUAAGAUACUUUUUACGGGCGACUAUAGUCCGCCGCCUCACAGACGUUGUUAAGGAAGUCGAUAUCGCAGUUCACACGCUAUGCAGCUACCCGGAUGUUUUAAAUUCGAUAAAAAUGGAAGUAGGCAUCGAGGACUGCCUCCACAUAGAGUUCGAGUACAACAAAUCGAAAUAUCAUCUCAAAGACGUGAUAGUGGGUAAAAUUUAUUUCCUCCUCGUUCGUAUAAAGAUAAAACACAUGGAAAUAUCUAUUAUUAAGAGGGAAACGACUGGCUCAGGUCCAAAUACGUUUACAGAAAACGAAACUGUCGCUAAGUACGAAAUAAUGGAUGGGGCUCCGGUCAGAGGCGAGAGUAUCCCUAUAAGAGUGUUCUUAGCUGGAUACGACUUAACACCUACAAUGAGAGAUAUAAAUAAUAAGUUCUCAGUGAGGUAUUAUCUCAAUUUAGUCCUAAUGGACACAGAAGAUAGACGCUACUUUAAACAACAAGAAGUCACAUUAUGGAGAAAAAGCGAUAAAUCGAGGUUACCCUUGCAUAACCCCCAUCAUCCUCAGACUCAGAGCCUUGGACACCCUUCAGUAGCUCCACAGAGACAGCUCUCAGCGUCAAGUGAGGACAAUUCUGCGAGAGCUGUGUCACCAUCAAUGCCAGAUAACGCAUUGCAGAGAUCGGUGUCCCCGCCAUUGCCAACUAAUGAAAAGCAUAAUGGGCCCUCACAAAUGGAGCAAGAAGAACCUGAUGUGUUACCGAGUAAGUUAGCUAACACCCACAUCGAAGUAAGUGAACCACAAUCACCAGAUGUGACUAAUGCAGAAAAAGCAAUAGAGGAACCAAACGUUUCAGAAAAGCCUGUAGAUAAACCACCACUUGAAGACAACACUCAAACAGUGGCUGAUAAACCUCAGGUAGAAGUCAGUAACAAGAAGGUCGACAAGCCAGUGGCUGAAAAAAUUGCAGUGAUGGAGAAACCACUGCUCGCAGAGAAACCUCAAAUAGCGGAGAAACCCGUUAUUGCUGACAAGCCCGUUCUGUCACGGCCUGAAAGUGUAGAAGCAACUCCGAGUCAAUAGUCUACAUACACAUGUGCUAUCUCACUCACUGGCAAAAUGAACUGUAUGUUUUCAUAUACGAAAACAAUUGUUUGAAAUAUCUAUAUUAAAUUAAGAGAGAAAAUUAAUACAGUUGCAGUGAUUUGCUUA